Botrytis byssoidea is the source of this 1107-nucleotide messenger RNA. RefSeq lists its product as uncharacterized. Bases 1 to 1107 code for a protein of 368 amino acids. The record is from RefSeq and is a predicted model, not a curated record. Lineage: Eukaryota; Fungi; Ascomycota; Leotiomycetes; Helotiales; Sclerotiniaceae. The transcript is spliced from 4 exons.
AUGUCGCGACGUGACGAUAGAGAUAGCAGAGCUUCGCGCUCGCAACCACAGCCACCACACUCAUCUGUUGGCAGGACAGGCCAGUUUGUUAUUGACGCUGAAGGUAUUGACAGAGAAGUUAUCACGGCCGAUAUCUGCCGGUAUCUUGGUAACGAUGCUCUCGUCAAACCGGGUGACGUGGAAGACCCGAGGACGAAACAACUUAAGCCUGUCUACGUGAUCACAGCUUACAGGAAUCUUACAAAUGCAAUGAUAUUUGACUUAAAGCAGGCGUCUGCAGACUGGCGAGCUGAGAGACUUGCUAGAUCGAAUGCACAAUACCCUACAAAUGGUAUCUCUUUAAGGGAUUCGAACGAGAUGGUUCGAAAAUCUAACACCCCUAUAGUAGUGGACUACAGAAGUUCAAAUGCACUCGAUCAAUCUAUUGCUCGAAUGGAUAGAAUGGAUGCAACACAGCCUCGUCCUGCUGCACAACAAGGGAUGUAUAAUUCACCAUCGGCUGCUGUGCCCAGUUCCCAAUCAUAUCAACCAAGUGGCCAGGGUUACUCGGCGGGUUACAGUCAGCCCACAAGCUACCAGAAUGAUGGCUACACCCAGCCAUCAUCACAACCGUAUGCUCCUUCUACCCAAGGAUACCCUCAUGACUCCAGGACUUAUAUCCACGGAUCCAAUUAUUCUGUUGCUGAACCACCCGCUGGCCGCGGCGGAUCUGUUCCUCAGUCAACUCCUAGGACUCAAUACCCACCUAGCACAUCCUACCAAGCACCUGCAACGCAGUACUACUCCCAGUCUGGACCACCUGCAUCAACUCCAGCAUAUGCCGCCCAUGCACCAACAGAUCCCUACUAUAGUAGUCGUGCUGCUCCAUCAGGCAAUUAUGAAUCCACCCCGGAGAUAUACGAUAGCAGAGCAUACCCGGAAAGUUCAGAUUACCAGAUGCAAGAUGCCGGAUAUACUGAACCAGGCUCGUCAUACCAGGAACCUGUAUCAUACUCUCAGCCAAUGCCAUCUGGACGAAGUGGCACCGCCACUUCUUCAUCUCAAAGACCGCGUGACCGGGACAGUAGGGAUGACCGUGACAGACAUCACCAGCGCCGCAGGAAUUGA